GGGCUGAGCAGCGCAAUCUCUGGGCCUGAGCUGUGAAGGUCUGACUUUACUACGACUGGAUGUGUUUGAUAAACUCACAGAUGGUUCUGUAAAGAUCUGCUCUUCAAUGAAUCCCCAAAAACACAAUCUGUGACAGAAGAAAAUGAGGAAAGAAGUGAAGGCAGUCAUGAAGGUCCAGAAGAGAUGGAGCUGCUUUGUGUUCUUUCUACUCCACAUGACACACGUCGCCUGGACACAGACUUUUGCUGUCAUUGGACCUUCUACUGACAUUUUUGCUCUUCUUGGUGAAGAUGCCACCCUGCCUGCCUCACUCUCACCACCACUCAGUGCUCAAGAGUUUGAGGUGAGAUGGUUUCGAAAUGACUUCUACUCUCCAGUACUUUUAUACCAGAAUCUUCAAAUUAGACCUGAGAGUCAGUUGCAGGCCUAUAAGGGGAGGACUUCACUUUUCCCAGAAGAGCUCAUGAGUGGAAACGUGUCUCUGAGACUCCAGGAUGUCCGUGUGUCUGACGGCGGUCUCUACAGAUGUUUUGUGGACUCUCGACUAUGGGAUGAUGAGGCUCGCAUCACUUUGAAUGUUGAAGUUGUUGGCACUCAGCCUUCCUUUUCCAUCAGCACUGCAGAGGACCAGCAGACCAGACUGGAGUGCAGCUCUGAGAAGUGGAGCUCUCGACCUGAAGUCACCUGGAGAGACAUGAAUGGCGUAGACAUGACGUCACAGUCCACCUUAACAGUACAACGGGAUGAUGAGGGUCUCCUAAGGGUCAGCAGCGUCAUUCCUAUUAAGUGGGAGUUCAACGUGUUCUCCUGUCUGAUGAGAAGCAACACAACCAGACCGGCCUACCAGUCCAAAAUGGGGGUCUAUGUUUUCUCCACAAACGUCUCUGGCUGGUCGGUGGUUUUCUGGUUAUCAAUGGCUCUUUGUGUCAUAGUGACUGUGCUGCUCAUAUUGAAAUGGCGAAGAAUGAGAGAUAAAAAAGCAACAUACAAGACCAAAGCAGUUGACAUUCUCCCUGUCUGGAACUUGCGCAAGGAGAUCGAGAUGGCACAGCAUCCAGCGUUGACUCUGAAGUUUUCUAAAGUUAUUAAUGGAUUCUCUCAUGAAGAUCUCCUCAAGAUCACAGAGUACUACAAGCCUCAGCUGGCCUACGUGAUGAACUUCGACAUCAGCAGCGUCCUGCAGCUCCUGGUCACCAAGCGCAUCCUCACCAAUGAUGAAGUAAAGGUGGUCAAACUCAAAGAAGAGUCUGAGGGGACACCUGGUGUGGAGUCCUUCAUUGGUGAGGUGAUAAAGAAGGACAGAGCAAUGUUGGUCAGCCUGUGGGAGGCGCUGGCUGAAGAAUUUGUGAGAUGUCCAUCACCGAACCUGAAAGGAAUCCUGGAUGAGGUGACCGAGUGGGGACCGGACCUCUUGAAGGAGAUCCAGGCCAGUGCCCAGUCACCUCCCCUUGAGCCUCAUAUUAAAGACCUCCAUGAGACACACAGACUCACCAUGUCUGAAUCCACAAGACCCCUGGAUGAUCAGCGUCCAUCUGGAGAUCCACUCACUAGCAUGGUGGGGCUUGAGACUCAAUACACAGAGCUGAUGGUCAUCAAACAGGACAUUAAAGAUGAACUAAUGAAGGCUGGGAAGACUCAGGAAAGACUUGAGGAAGAGGGAGCAACAAAGAACUGUGAGCGAAUCUGGACUGAACAUCUUUUUAAGAGAAGACGUCAAAGUAAACCCCCCCCCAAACUCAUAGUGGUCAGUGGGGUGGCGAGCAUCGGGAAGACCACCUUGGUCCAGAAGAUCAUGUCUGACUGGGCCAGAGGCACUCAGUACCAGAGGUUUGUGUUUGUCUUCCUGUUUAAAUUCAGGGAGCUCAACCUCCUGGACAACGAGACACAGAUGUCUCUGACUGCACUGAUUGUAAGGCACUAUAAACAUCUCACUCAUGACAAACUAAUGGAAAUCCUGCAGAAACCUGAAUCUCUGCUUUUCAUACUUGAUGGACUGGAGGAAUACAAACACAAACUGGACUUCACAGACAGUCAACUCUGCUCAGACCCAGAUGAUGAGGUGCCUGUCCACAUCCUGGUCACCAGUCUGGUCAGUCAGACAUUACUGAAGGGCUGCUCAGUCCUGAUAACAAGCAGACCAACAGCUCUGGGGUCUCUGGACAUGAAGAGAGUUGAUGGAUUUGUAGAAGUUGUAGGAUUCUUCCCUGAACAAAGACUGAUGUACUUUAAGAAGUUCUUUGGUGAUGCUGAUGUGGGCACCAAGGGUUUUCAGUGCAUGGAGGGUAACACCAUCUUAUACUCCAUGUGCAUCAGCCCCUCGUACAGCUGGAUUAUCUGCUCUGCACUGAAGAGUCACCUCAUGACACCUGAAGAAGAGCGAUGGGCUGCCCCCAGAACUGUCACUGAGAUCUUUAUGAUGUUCCUUCACAAUAUUCUGACCAAUCACAGGCAAGAAGAUGAGGACCAAAGGAGGAUUCUGAUCAGUCUGGGAAAGAUGGCUUAUUAUGGGGUGGAGAAUAGUAAACAUGUGUUUAACGAAAAGCAGGAGAUGUCCACCUUUGGUCUCCAGCCAGUCCUGUCCUCUUCGUUCCUCUCUGGGUUUCUGCACAGACAAAGCACUCAGGAGCACACGACGUACACCUUCUACCAGUUCACCUUGCAGGAGUUCAUGGCCGCCUGCUCCUUCUACCUUGAUCCAUCAGGGGGUGUCGAGGAGCUGCUGAAGAAGCGAGACUCGUGUAAAGGGGACCGAUUUGAGAUUGUCACUCGAUUCCUGGCAGGACUGGCUUGGUGUCCUGUGAUUAAAACAGUGGAGGGAAUCCUGGGGGAGUUUGAGGGGACAACCAUACAGCGGAUACAGGAGUGGGUGAGGCAGAAAGCUAAACAGGCGCUACGAGGGGGAGGUCAAAGUGAAGCUCUGCGAGUUUGUCACUGGCUUUAUGAGACUCAGAAUGAGGUGGUAAUCAGAGACGCCACUGGGAAGGACUUAGAGAUGGAUUUUAGAUGGUUGACUUUAUCUCCUCUGGACUGUGCUGUGCUGUCCUCUGUCAUCAGCUGCUGUGGAGAACUUAAGAAACUUGACCUGUCAUACACACCUCGGACCCCCGAGUGCAUCAGGAGACUAGUAGAGGGGCUCAGCUGCUGCAAUAAAGUCUGGUUGUGGUCUUGUGGUCUCACCUCGGCCUGCUGCUCAGCUCUCUCCUCGGUCCUCUCGUCUCCAAACUCACGGCUGACUGAACUGGUGCUGAACAACAACAACCUGGGAGAUUCAGGGGCUCGUCAGCUGAGUGAGGGGCUCAGGAGUGACAACUGUAAAUUAGAGACACUGUGGUUGGUCUCUUGUGGUCUCACCUCGGCCUGCUGCUCAGCUCUCUCCUCGGUCCUCUCAUCUCCAAACUCACAGCUGACUGAACUGGAGCUAAACAACAACAACAACCUGGGAGAUUCAGGGGCUCGUCAGCUGAGUGAGGGGCUCAGGAGUGACAACUGUGAAUUAGAGACACUGGGGUUGGGGUCUUGUGGUCUCACCUCGUCCUGCUGCUCAGCUCUCUCCUUGGUCCUCUCGUCUCCAAACUCACAGCUGACUGAACUGGAGCUGAACAACAACAACCUGGGAGAUUCAGGGGCUCGUCAGCUGAGUGAGGGGCUCAGGAGUGACAACUGUAAAUUAGAGACACUGGGGUUGGGGUCUUGUGGUCUCACCUCGUCCUGCUGCUCAGCUCUCUCCUCGGUCCUCUCGUCUCCAAACUCACAGCUGACUGUACUGGAGCUGAACAACAACAACCUGAGAGAUUCAGGGGCUCGUCAGCUGAGUGAGGGGCUCAGGAGUGACAACUGUAAAUUAGAGAAACUGUGGUUGGUCUUAUGUGGUGUCACCUUGUCCUGCUGCUCAGCUCUCUCCUCGGUCCUCUCAUCUCCAAACUCACAGCUGACAUAUCUGAACCUGAACUUCAACAACCUGGGAGAUUCAGGGGCUCGUCAGCUGAGUGAGGGUCUCAGGAGUGACAACUGUAAAUUAAAAGAACUGGGGCUGAGGUUUAAUGGGAUCAGUGGGAGUGAGGAGAGGAAUCUGAGGUCAGUAGAGGAUGAGCUGAGGAGGUCUGGACGUCAGCUGAUUAUCAAUACAUGAGAAGACCUGCAGUGGUGAUCAGACAGACCCCUGUCAGUGACGGAGCCCCCCAUCCACUCUCGCUAAAUUCUCAUCUUUCUUCCUUUUCUUCUCCUCUCAGCUCUGCUCCUCAUUUAAUAAACUCUCCGUGUCCCCUUAGCCUGUGUGCGCCUCCUUUAACGUCACUUUU
Molecule: messenger RNA, 4298 nt
Organism: Erpetoichthys calabaricus (reedfish)
Lineage: Eukaryota; Metazoa; Chordata; Cladistia; Polypteriformes; Polypteridae
Product: NACHT, LRR and PYD domains-containing protein 3-like
Exons: 18
Coding region: 143-4129 (1328 amino acids)
Cellular component (GO): cytoplasm
Molecular function (GO): protein binding
Source: RefSeq, a predicted model, not a curated record